AUCAAAAUGGACGCCGAACUUCAAGAGCAAAUCAGAAUUCAAGUCUCGAAUAUUUUGACGGUAAAUCAAAACGACAUGAUGAACCAAAUGCGUUCGAUUAUUUCCAGCGAAAUGGGAAAGAUGCAUGUGCAACAACAACAGAUUGCAGAAACACAGGUUUCCAAGAUAGAAGCUACCUUGACGGAUGGACCCAAAUUCAAAAAACGAGGGAAUGAAGAGCAGUUUAAGCAAAACAUGAAGGUGCUCAGCAAAAUGAAAGAAGCAGACAGUCUGUUAGAUGGCACUAAUCCAACACCGGAUACCGUAUGCAAAGCCAAGGAGAAGUUAGCGGAAGGUAUUUCUUUAAUGAACUAUAGACAAAAGUUAAUACGUAUUGCAGAUUCAUCCGAGCUGGGCUGGCGAGUCGUACACGAAUAUGAAACCAACCCACUUGCAGAUGAUUCGGAAGAUGAAAGGAAAUUGUAUAAGGCUGAAAACAGAGCAGAAAGAAAGGUGAAAGCUGAUAAGACAAAGAAAGCUAGACGAGUACAUCCCUACGUCCAACCAGCAGAAAAAGCAGUUAUGACGAGAAAACCAGGCAGAUGUUUCAAUUGUGGUGUGAAAGGACAUUGGAAACAGGAAUGUCCUGAGAAACAGCAAAGAAAAAAUGAUAAGAUAAGUAAUCUUAAUACUUUAAAUAGGUGUAAUUUAGAAGUACACGUAGAUAACUUAUGUAUAAAGGUUGAUACAAUUAAAUCACCAGUCAAUAGUCUGAGAAAACACAUAAACAAAUGGAAAAUCAUUCAAACAAGUGAUUACAUUUUAAAUGUUAUUGACAAAGGGUAUAUGUUACCGUUAAAAACUUUACCUGAGAACGUUUUAUUAGAUAAUAAUAGAUCAGCCAAAGACAACAAAUCAUUUGUUAAAGAUGAAAUUGAGAAAUUAUUAUCUAAAGGGUGUAUAUCAGAAGUAUUUGUAAAGCCUAAGGUUGUAAAUCCAUUAACGGUUGCAGGUAACAAGUCAAAACUUAGAUUAGUGCUUGACUGGCGUCACAUCAAUCCACAUUUAUAUCAGUUUAGAUAUAAAUACGAAGAUGCCUCUGUGGCAAGAAAACUGUUUUCUAAGGGCGAUUAUCUGUUUUCUUUUGAUUUGAAGUCAGCUUAUCAUCAUAUUAUGGUACAGCAGGAAGACGGAACAUAUUUGGGUUUUCAGUGGGAGUCUAAAUUUUACAUAUUUAAUGUUUUGUGUUUCGGAUUGGCUACAGCAGGUUUUAUAUUUUCAAAAGUCUUAAGAGAGGUUAUAAGGUAUUGGAGAUCUAACAGUAUCAGGAUCCUAAUGUAUCUUGAUGAUGGUUUAGGGGGUGCUGACAAUUAUGAUGAAUGCACUACAGUUAGCCAUAGAAUAAAGGCAGAUUUAAUCGAUUUUGGCUUCAUUAUUGCUGAAGAAAAGUGUAACUGGAACCCGGUCCAAGUGAUAACUUUCUUGGGAAUGAUAUGGGAUACAUCUGAAGGUAGAAUUAGAAUAACAAAAGAGAGAAUUGACAGGAUAAUAAAAUGUAUAUCCUGCAUUUGUAACAGGUUACCAGACAAACGUGUGAUAUCAGUGAAAUUAUUAGCUUCUGUUAUUGGUCAGUUAAUAUCUACACAAGGUGUGUUGGGUACAACUGUAAGGUUAAGGACUCGGUAUGCCUAUGAUUGUGUUCAGGAUAGUACAUCAUGGGAGGCACCGGUCUGGGUUACUCCAGAAGCGGAGGUAGAAUUAGGGUUUUGGUUAUCAAACAUAGAAAGGUUAAAUGCAGAUGGUGCAUUAUUUAGUCAGUUGACAAACGAAGCAUGUGAUGUAAACAUGUUUUCGGAUGCCUCAGGUGAAGGCUAUGGAGGAUAUAUAGCUGAGGCAGGGAACAGCAAAACGGUUGAAAUGUUUGGUGCAUGGGAUGCACAUGAAACAAACAUGAGUUCUACUUGGAGAGAACUUGAGGCUGUUCAUAGGGUUUUGAAAACUAAUUUGCCUACAUUGAAUGGGCAAAGUGUAAGAAUACAUACUGAUAAUAAAAAUGUUGAAACUAUUUUGAAGGUCGGUAGUAAAAAGACUCACUUGCAAGAUAUAAACAUGGAAAUUCAAAAUGCAUGUGAACAAAGCAAUGUUUCGUUUUUUGCGCAAUGGAUACCGAGAGAAAAUAAUACACAUGCAGACACUUUAAGUAGGUUGAACGAUUGCGAUGACUGGGGUGUACAAACAUGGCUGUUUCGUACGCUUGAUAGAGAGUGGGGUCCUCAUACAGUAGAUCGUUUUGCGUCUUCAUAUAACAAAAAAUGUGAUAAUUUUAAUUCCAAGUUCUGGUGUCAGAGAACGAGCGGUGUUGAUGCUUUCAAACAGCAUUGGGAUAAAGAAAAUAACUGGUUAGUCCCACCACCUUCGUUAGUUACAGAAACAGUUAAAAAGAUGUUGAAAGAUAGGGCAGUUGGUACGUUAGUUAUACCCGAAUGGAAGUCGGCUCCUUAUUGGCCGGUCUUGUCAGAGGGUAACGGAUUUAAAUAUUUUGUUAAAAAUCAUAAGAUCUUUCCGGGUUCAAGGAUAACUCAUAGAGGAAGAGGGCGAAAUGGGAUUUUCGGUAUGAUUAAACAAAAUUUCAAUUUCGUUGCUAUGCGUGUUGAAAUUUAGGUUAUUAGAUUAUCAUAGAUUGCAUUUCUGUUUUCCAGGAAUAGGUUUGAGAGACAAAAUUAAGGAAGAUGUGAAAGAUGCCGGAGUAGACGAGGAAUCUGAACUUUUCAAGUAUGCAGAACAUAUGUCCAGUUACAUUGUGAACAGUAGAAGUGAUAAUACAGCAAAAUCGUACUUUUAUGCAUUUAAACGUUGGGAAACAUUCAUUAAAAAACAUGGUUUUCAAGCUUUAUCAGCACAACCGGUUCAUAUAGCUUUGUACAUAACUUAUUUGCUUGACACUGGUGCUACUUGUAACACUAUCAAUUCUGCUAUUUAUAGUAUAAAAUGGGUGCACGAAAUGAGUAAUUUUGCAGAUCCAACUAAAAAUUCAUAUUUACAUUCUUUACAAGAAUCUGCCAAGAGAGUGGCUACUGUUAAGAAGCACAAGAAGGACCCUGUUUCAUUAGAUAUGUUAUUGCAAUUGUGCAGAAUGUUUUCAAAUAACCAAGAUUUACUUGUGGUUCGUGAUUUAGCAAUGAUUUUACUGUCUUUUGCUGGGUUUUUGCGUUACGAUGAGAUUAGCUCUCUUUUGUGUAAAAAUGUUAAAGUUAAAUCUGAUUAUUUAAUUUUGUAUAUAGAGAAGAGUAAGACUGACCAGUAUCGUAAUGGUAAUGAGGUUUUAAUUUCCAAGGGGGAUACCAUUGCUUGUCCAUAUGAGAUGUUUUUGAGAUAUGUAAAUCUUUCAGGUGUCAAUUUGGAAUCGAAUUUUUCCUUUUUAGACCUAUUUUUCGUUCUAAAAGUAUUUGUAAACUUGUAUAUAAAAACAAAAAGCUUAGUUAUACUACAGCCAGAGAAAGCAUUAUUUAUAGACUGAAACUAGUGUCAAAAGACCUGAAGCUUGGACUGCAUUCAAUGCGGUCAGGUGGGGCUACUGCUGCUGCAAAUUCGGGUGUCAAUGAUAGGGUAUGGAAACGACACGGUCGUUGGAAAAGUGACAGUAGCAAGGAUGGUUACGUUGUGGACUCAGUUGAAAAAGGCUGCAAGUAACGAAGCAUUUAGGAUUGUAAAUAGUUUUUGCUUCUCGUCCCGGUUCCCCCUAUAUUUGUAAGUUUUCUAGCGUACUUGACGGGCUAGUCGGCAAAAUUAAUAUUGUUUUUAAUUUGUAUAUUAAUUAUGGUAAACGUACAUAGUGCUUAUGUACGAUGGAGUGUAGGUCGGUCAGUAUUUUGAUAGAGUAAAUACAUGAAUUUUCCCGCGUUUCGACUAGUAAUAGCGGGAAAAUGUCUGUAUUAACGGUUUGUAAAUAAGGUAUUGUCCAAUCAGGAUUUGUUUGUAAUCAAAAUUGAUUGCAGGUAAAAGGUAUACAUGUAAAUGUAUCUCACUUUCUAGCCGUCCUUUGAAGCGUACACAUCAAAAUUACAUUUUUUGAUAAUAGAUUUAAUAUCGCAAAGCUGUUGGCGUAGAGUAUAUUUGUUUUUAAUUUCUGAAUUUUCAAUUUUGAAAUGUUAUAUAGAUUAUAAGUGUAUAUUUUGAUUGGGAAUGAAAGUUCAUUAUCAACGCAAGUUCUCGUGUUGUCCCUAUGAGACGGUCUGUCGAAAGAUAUUUUUGCUAGAGAACACAGGUUUCCAGAGCUUUUAUGACCAUCAAAUACUGUAUGGUUUUAUCUCUGGUUUUUCCUGAGCGUGUCUUGGCCGUUGGUACGAGGAGGAACUUUCUUAAGUUAGUUGUAAAUGAUCAGUGAUUAAUAACUGUAUGGAUGUUUACUCAAACAAUGUUUAUCAUAUUUAUUAUAUGUUGUAUAUCUAAAAUAAAAUCCGGCGUCCAGCGUACUUGACGGGCUAGUCGGCAAAAUUAA
Messenger RNA from Mytilus californianus (California mussel), 4477 nucleotides. RefSeq lists its product as uncharacterized. NCBI's taxonomy places the organism in Eukaryota, Metazoa, Mollusca, Bivalvia, Mytilida, Mytilidae. The record is from RefSeq and is a predicted model, not a curated record. The transcript has a single exon. Gene Ontology annotation, biological process: DNA recombination; DNA integration. Gene Ontology annotation, molecular function: DNA binding. Bases 2765 to 3496 code for a protein of 243 amino acids.